GACUCAUCUAUAGCUUUCUGAGGGUCUUCCCUCCUCCUCUCCAGCUGUAUUUUGAAAAUUACAGUUCUAGUUGGCCAGGCGCGAUGGCUCAUGCCUGUAAUCCCAGCACUCAGGGAGGCCAAGGCGGGUGGAUCAUUUGAGGUCAGGAGUUCAAGACCAGCUUGGCCAACAUGGUGAAACCCUGUCUCUACUGAAAAUACAAAAAUUAACCGGUGACAUGGCGCAUGCCUGUAGUCCCAGCUACUUGGGAGGCCGAGGCAGGAAAAUCGCUUGAACCCAGGAGGCGGAAGUUGCACUGAGCUGAGAUCAUGCCACUGCACUCAAAAAGAAAAAAAAAAAAAGAAAAUUACAGUUCUAGAGUUCUAGUUACCCUUCCUGGGAGAUUCUGAUGGUCCUUAUUUUAUUAUUUAAUUUUUUUUUUUUUUUUUUUUGAGACAGGAUCUUGCUGUCGUCCAGGCUGGAGUGCAGUGGUGUGAUCAUAGCUCACUCGCAGCCUCCAACUCUCAAGCUCAAGUGAUCCUCCCACCUCAGCCUCUCGUGUAGCUGGGACCACAGCUGUGCUGCCAUCAUGCCUCAAACCCGAUCCCAGGCACAGGCUACAAUCAGUUUUCCAAAAAAGAAGCUGUCUCGGGCAUUGAGCAAAACUAAAAACUCCAGUGAUGCCAAACUAGAACCAACAAAUGUCCAAGCUGUAACCUGUUCUCCUCGUGUAAAAGCCCUGCCUCUCAGCCCCAGGAAACGUCUGGGCGAUGACAACCUAUGCAACACUCCCCAUUUACCUCCUUGUUCUCCACCAAAGCAAGGCAAGAAAGAGAAUGGUCCCCCUCAUUCACAGACACUUAAGGGACGAAGAUUGGUAUUUGACAAUCAGCUGAUAAUUAAGUCUCCUAGCAAAAGAGAACUAGCCAAAGUUCACCAAAACAAAAUACUUUCUUCAGUUAGAAAAAGUCAAGAGAUCACAACAAAUUCUGAGCAGAGAUGUCCACUGGAGAAAGAAUCUGCAUGUGUGAGACUAUUCAAGCAAGAAGGCACUUGCUACCAGCAAGCAAAGCUGGUCCUGAACACAGCUGUCCCAGAUCGGCUGCCUGCCAGGGAAAGGGAGAUGGAUGUCAUCAGGAAUUUCCUGAGGGAACACAUCUGUGGGAAAAAAGCUGGAAGCCUUUACCUUUCUGGUGCUCCUGGAACUGGAAAAACUGCCUGCUUAAGCCGGAUUCUGCAAGACCUCAAGAAGGAACUGAAAGGCUUUAAAACUAUCAUGCUGAAUUGCAUGUCCUUGAGGAGUGCCCAGGCUGUAUUCCCAGCUAUUGCUCAGGAGAUUUGUCAGGAAGAGGUAUCCAGGCCAGCUGGGAAGGACAUGAUGAGGAAAUUGGAAAAACAUAUGACUGCAGAGAAGGGCCCCAUGAUUGUGUUGAUACUGGAUGAGAUGGAUCAACUGGACAGCAAAGGCCAGGAUGUAUUGUACACGCUAUUUGAAUGGCCAUGGCUAAGCAAUUCUCGCUUGGUGCUGAUUGGUAUUGCUAAUACCCUGGAUCUCACAGAUAGAAUUCUGCCUAGGCUUCAAGCUAGAGAAAAAUGUAAGCCACAGCUGUUGAACUUCCCACCUUAUACCAGAAACCAGAUAGUCACUAUUUUGCAAGAUCGACUUAAUCAGGUAUCUAGAGAUCAGGUUCUGGACAAUGCUGCAAUUCAGUUCUGUGCGCGCAAAGUCUCUGCUGUUUCAGGAGAUGUUCGCAAAGCACUAGAUGUUUGCAGGAGAGCUAUUGAAAUUGUAGAGUCAGAUGUCAAAAGCCAGACUAUUCUCAAACCACUGUCUGAAUGUAAAUCACCUUCUGAGCCUCUGAUUCCCAAGAGGGUUGGUCUUAUUCACAUAUCCCAAGUCAUCUCAGAAGUUGAUGGUGGCAGGAUGACCUUGAGCCAAGAAGGAGCACAAGAUUCCUUCCCUCUUCAGCAGAAGAUCUUGGUCUGUUCUUUGAUGCUCUUGAUCAGGCAGUUGAAAAUCAAAGAGGUCACUCUGGGGAAGUUAUAUGAAGCCUACAGUAAAGUCUGUCGCAAACAGCAGGUGGCGGCUGUGGACCAGUCAGAGUGUUUGUCACUUUCAGGGCUCUUGGAAGCCAGGGGCAUUUUAGGAUUAAAGAGAAACAAGGAAACCCGUUUGACAAAGGUGUUUUUCAAGAUUGAAGAGAAAGAAAUAGAACAUGCUCUGAAAGAUAAAGCUUUAAUUGGAAAUAUCUUAGCUACUGGAUUGCCUUAAAUUCUUCUCUUACACCCCACCCGAAAGUAUUCAGCUGGCAUUUAGAGAGCUACAGUCUUCAUUUUAGUGCUUUACACAUUCGGGCCUGAAAACAAAUAUGACCUUUUUUACUUGAAGCCAAUGAAUUUUAAUCUAUAGAUUCUUUAAUAUUAGCACAGAAUAAUAUCUUUGGGUCUUACUAUUUUUACCCAUAAAAGUGACCAGGUAGACUCUUUUUAAUUACAUUCACUACUUCUACCACUUGUGUAUCUCUAGCCAAUGUGCUUGCAAGUGUACAGAUCUGUGUAGUGGAAUGCGUGUAUAUUUACCUCUUUGCUCAAACAUGAGUGGGUAUUUUUUUGUUUUUUUUGUUGUUGUUUUUGAGGCCAGGUCUCACCCUGUUGCCUAGGCUGGAGUGCAAUGGCGCAUUCUCUGCUCACUACAGCACCCGCUUCCCAGGUUGAAGUGAUUCUCUUGCCUCAGCCUCCUGAGUAGCUGGGAUUACAGAUGCUCACCACCGUGCCCAGCUAAUUUUUUAAUUUUUAGUAGAGACAGGGUUUUACCAUGUUGGCCAGGCUGGUCUUGACCUCCUGACCUUCAAGUGAUCCACCCACCUCGGCCUCCCAAAGUGCUGGGAUUACAGGCGUGAGCCACCAUGCCCAGCCAUUAAGGUAUUUUGUUAAGAACUUUAAGGUUAGGGUAAGAAGAAUGAAAAUGAUCCAGAAAAAUGCAAGCAAGUCCACAUGGAGAUUUGGAGGGCACUGGUUAAAGAAUUUAUUUUGUUUUGUAGUAUACUAUGUUCACGGUGCAGAUACUACGACAUUGUGGCAUUUUAGACUCGUUGAGUUUCUUGGGCACUCCCAAGGGCAUUGGGGUCAUAAGGAGACUAUAACUCUACAGAUUGUGAAUAUAUUUAUUUUCAAGUUGCA
Symphalangus syndactylus (siamang) is the source of this 3159-nucleotide messenger RNA. RefSeq names its product cell division cycle 6 (gene CDC6). The record is from RefSeq and is a predicted model, not a curated record. NCBI's taxonomy places the organism in Eukaryota, Metazoa, Chordata, Mammalia, Primates, Hylobatidae. Gene Ontology annotation, biological process: cell division; mitotic DNA replication checkpoint signaling; DNA replication initiation. Gene Ontology annotation, cellular component: nucleus. Gene Ontology annotation, molecular function: DNA replication origin binding; ATP hydrolysis activity.